AACGGUCCACGGGACUAUUACAUGGAAAUUAGGACGGAUAUCAAGGAUAUUGAAUAAAUACUCAGAAGGCUUGGAACAGCGUCUCGCCAUUUUGGGUCCACAUUUAAAACACCCAUCUAUUUUCGCUUUUAAUUACAAAUAAUUGGGUCGUCAAGGAGCUUCCGUGGGUGUUCUGCGGUACCGGAGGUAGCUGGCGUAGGCGGCCGUGAGUCCGUUCACGUUGAGGCUGAUGUCGGCCAGGGCCAAGUUGAAGACCAGGAAGUUAUUGGGCGUCCUCAGCUCCCGGACGCCCAGGAAGGAGGCGACGGUGACGGCGUUCAGGAGGAACCCGAGGACGCCUGCGGACGCACACAGGACAGUUCAAGUUGUUCUCCCCCUCAUGAGCACUUCGUGUCCUGAGCAAUGUAGCUGCUUCUUCCACAAACUGAGCGACGGCUCCAAAGCUAGAAGCGUCCUUUGCAAUGAUCCCGAUAUCAGCGUCAUUCCUACAAAUUUCCCCACGGACACCUCCAAGAUACGCAUCGAGAAGACGGCCAUCACGAGGAUUUCUAGUGGCAACUUUGGCUACCUUGGCAGCAUGGAGUUCCUGUGGAUGUCUUUCAACUCCCUAAACUCUCUCAGCGUGGACAGUUUCCGGGGUCUCACGAACCUGGACGAGCUGAGGCUGGACGGGAAUGCCCUCACAUCGUUCCCAUGGGAGUCUCUGAGCGACAUGCCCAACCUGAAGCUACUUGACCUGCACAACAACAAGAUCUCCAGCAUGCCUGCCGAGGCCCUUGUGUACAUAAAGAAUAUCACCUAUCUGGAUUUAUCCAGCAACACUCUCACCACCGUCUCCGCAGAUGUCCUCUCGCUUUGGCUAAGUGUGAAACCGCUUCAGGACGCCGAUUCCUCCAAGUUUAUUCUUGGUCUCCAUGACAACCCGUGGUUGUGCGACUGCCGGCUUUAUGAUCUGGUCCAGUUCCAGAAAUCCCCGAGGUCAUCAGUGGCUCUAAUAGACCCCAGGCUGAGGUGUGCUGACCCAGAGAGUCUGUCUGGUGUUUUCUUCACCGAAGCAGAACUGCAGAAGUGCCAGGGUCCUCGGGUGCAUACGGCCGUUGCGCGUGUCCGGAGCUCGCUGGGCAACAACGUCCUCCUUCGUUGCGGUACCGUUGGCGUUCCAAUCCCCGAGCUGUCUUGGAAUCGUGCCGAUAGCAAGAAAAUCAACGGCACUAUUCAGCAAGAGAUCUCCAAGGAGGGCAUCAUUUGGUCCAUUCUGAGUGUGCCCGCAGUCUCAUACAGGGAUUCGGGAAAGUACGUGUGCAAAGCGACCAACUUUGUUGGCACCGCAGACGCCAUCAUCUCCUUGGUGAUCACAGACACCUUUCGGUCUGAAGAAGCAGCAGGUGCAGUCGCCAAGAGACCCAGAGGGAAGAAAGCUGGCGGUAUUGGGAGGGCAGCGUAUCAGGAAAAGCUGAUAGCUAGAUAUGUCCCUCCCCCGACUGCCUUGCCAGGGAAGCCUCUAAUCGAACCCCUCAAUGGCAAAGGGCUCACCGGGAAGUACGAGGUCGAGAGCUACAGCGUUUCCUCCGGCUCUCGAGGACGAGGCCGGGGGUCGAACCCUCGAAAGACACAGCAGGAGACUUUGGGUAACAUAGUGGCCAACGCCUCAUCCUUACAACAAGCCCCGGAGAAAAGGGUUGUGCGUUCCGUGAAGGUGAUCGGCGAUACCGACCACACUGUCUCGUUGAACUGGCGAGCUCCGACGGCCACAAACACCACUGAGUUCAGCGUACUGUAUGCUGUGUUUGGCGAGCGAGACAUGCGGCGGAUCAACGUUGGAGCAGGCAAAAACCGUAUCACCAUUGAUGGCCUGGUGCCAAAAACAAAGUAUAUCGCUUGCGUUUGCGUAAAAGGCCUGAUCCCGAAAAAGGAGCAAUGCGUAAUCUUCUCAACGGAUGAGGCGGCCAGCGCAAGCGGCACCCAGAAGCUCAUCAAUGUGGUGGUCAUCACGGUAGCCUGCGUGAUCGCUGUGCCCCUCACUCUCAUUGUGUGCUGCGGUGCCAUUAAGAAGCAUUGCCAAAAGCUCCUGGGCCGGCCAUCUAAGGAAAUACAAGACUCCUAUGUCACAUUUGAGACUCUGGGCCCCGCUGCCAAAACUAAAGGGAUGGAAGGCGAGUAUUUGACACGACUUAACCCUGAUGAGUCCAACAGGCUGCUCUCGGCGAGGUCUAGCGUUGACUCAGAGGCCAUUACCAGGACUGAGGGGCCACCUAAUGAGUACUUCUGCUAGAUCCCGACAUUUGCCUCAAUCCUGGAGAAUGCACUUUGAGACUGGAGUAGUGAGGACCGACCUCUCUUUGAGAGAUCUCCAUAGGACAUUGACAGCACAUUCGCCAUUGGAUUAAACAGCUUUACAGCCUC
This is a messenger RNA of Phycodurus eques (leafy seadragon), 2403 nucleotides long. RefSeq names its product leucine-rich repeat, immunoglobulin-like and transmembrane domains 1b (gene lrit1b). Bases 230 to 2272 code for a protein of 680 amino acids. The record is from RefSeq and is a predicted model, not a curated record. NCBI's taxonomy places the organism in Eukaryota, Metazoa, Chordata, Actinopteri, Syngnathiformes, Syngnathidae. The transcript has 5 exons. Gene Ontology annotation, molecular function: protein binding. Gene Ontology annotation, cellular component: endoplasmic reticulum membrane.